AAGGAUUCCUCUCUCCCUCCCUCUUUCUUUUUCCACCCCUCCCGCCUUCAGUGCAAACCCAAGACGCAGGAUCCUGCUGAGGGAAAGAACUCCUUGAAAUCAUCACUGCAGACCCUGCUGCAAAAGUGCAGAGGAGGAGAGAGAAAAAGCCUCGGCAGCCAACCUCCUGCGGCCGAGGGCUUUGUGAGCAGGGCAAUGGCUUCAGGCUCUUGGAGAUUCUCUCUCACCUUUCUCCAGGGCGUGGGAUCUGUCUUCUUCAUCCUUCAGAUCAUCUCUGUUCAGGCUGAUGGGAAAGUGUUUGCAUUUGAGUCCAAGAACAACUCUCAGGGUCUGGAUUUAGCUGAAGCCGAGAAAGCUUGUGUUGACCUGAGUGCUCGCUUAGCAACUGCAGAAGAACUGAAAAGGGCUGUUCUGGACUGUUCUUUUGCUGGCUGCACCACGGGAUGGCUCGCCAGUGGCUCUACUGGGACAAUUAUAUGCAGAAAGACGGGCAGCAAACAGCAGAGCGUGAAAGCCAUUGAUGUUAAAAUUGAAACCGAGCCCUUUGUGAAUGACCAAUAUGAUGCUUUUUGUGUAAAGGAUGAAGACAAGCCCUGCGGAGACCCACCAUCCUUCCCCCACACGAUUCUGCACGGCCACACCGGCUUUGAAAUGGGGGAUGAGCUGCUGUACGUUUGUGCCCAAGGGUACGUCAUGGGCAACAAGGAGACAGCGUUCACGCUGCUCUGCGACAGCUGCGGGGAGUGGUACGGGCAGGUUCAGGCCUGUGUCAAAGAUGAAACCGAGGCACACAUUGACUAUGAAGAUAAUUUUCCUGAUGACAGAUCAAUACCUAUUGUUGAGAAUGAACAUGUCAAUGGCAAAGAGGAAAUCAAGCAGGAGAAAGAACAGCUUUCCUUCAGUAAAAGUUCAGAGGAAGGAAGAACUGGAAGUACCAAAGGUGUUACUCAGGACACAGACAUUUCUGAAAAAGGAAGCAGGGCACCAACUGAGUCCCCUGUGUCACUCCUAAGCCAAAAAAACUUGUUUUGGUUUCCUUCGGAGGCUUUCAGUGAGCCUGAAUCAGAGAAAGAGACAGAUGAUUCCACUAAAGCACAGUUUUCUGAAGGUGAUAACCACAUUGGAGUGAAGACAGCCUACCAUGAACUGGGUGCCAAAAUGUUUUAUGACAGUGAGGAUUUCCCCAUUGGACCCAUUCUUACAACUAAUGAUACAAAGGCAGAGAUAGAUGCAGUUGCCAUUACCGACGAGUCGUGGUUAGAUGGCUAUCCAGUAACACAAGAAGUGGUAGAGGAUGAUGAAGAGGAGGGGGAUAAAGUUGAUGGUUCGAUGGGAACAGAAGAUGACAUAGUCCUCACAACUGACCAACCGAAUCACGUUGAAGUAAGAAAAUUGGGCAAUGGUAGCCCAGCUCUAGAGGAAGGUGUAACACAGAUCAUGGCAGCAACAACGAGGAUAGAUGAUGAAGGGGCCAAAAAGACACUGGUACCACUUACGUCAGUGAGUGGUCUGGAGCACUUAAGUGUGAGCAGAGGUUAUGAUGAUGCUGCAUGGGACCACCCAACUACAUCUCUGGAAACUGUGACUCAGGAGCCCGGUACGACGACACUGUUUGACAUAACCAGCUUAAAAAUGUUUAUGUCAGAAACCUCUGUGAUAGUCAGCCCCUCUGAUCACACUCUGUAUGCAGAACCAAAAGAAACAACCGCCUACCCAGCACAAGUAGCAACCACUGCACCGGCUCCAGAUAUCAUUACUGACACGUCAUCCCAGGAAUUAGCUGAGCAAGAAAAUCUAACCCAGGGCCUUGGAGAAAAGCCUGUCCCCACUUCUGAGCCAUGUGAGGGAGAGGAUUGUCCCAAGUCCAGUAAAGGUGCUAUCAUAGCAGUAAUUGUGAUUCUUCUCUGCUUGUUACUGGCUGCAGCUGUACUGGCUCUGUGGUUUUUCAAAAAACGGCAGCAGAAAAAUUCUGUCUAUAAACUGAAUGGAAGGUGUCAACCCAGACAUCAUUGCUACCACCACUACCACCACCAGCACAUCGAAAUGCAGAAAGUCUAACCAGGGGUCUUUUGGCAAAGAUGCUAGGAAUCAGAAGAAAAACAUAUUGAUGCUAGAAGGAUGACAUGAUUCAUGGAUGCUAAAAUCCAGCAGUGCAGAAAGCAGAAGAAAAAAAGAAUGCUAAAAGAACAUAGAAGACAGAAAAUAUUUCAUCCUUUCAAAAUCACAGUUUAGCAUAUUUGACCUUUCAGAGCUAAAGAAUAUAUAUGUUUUUAUCACAAGGGUCUUUCGGAGACAUCAGCACGACACAGCGUGCGUGGUAGUACAUCUACAAUUUGUUCCGCUUUUACAUUUUGCUCCUAUUAAUAAUAAAUUAACUGAUUAAUUUCUGUGUUACCUGGUUAUAAUGUAAUGGCAGGGCUGGUCAGGACUUCUUGGUCUAUUCUCAGUGGAAGAGGGAAAGAAGGAGGGAAGGAAGGGAGAAGAAUGUUUUUGGAGCAACCACACAUUUGGUGUUUGUUCCUUUUUUAGAACCUGCCCAGGCUGGUCAGGAUAAGCCACUGUAACAAAUUAUUACCUGACGUGUCUUAAAAAGAAAAACUAUUUGCUACCAUACUUUAAUGGAUAGUAUUGCAAUGAUUAAUUACUAAGGUACUUUUCUUCAAUGUUGUGAAUUUAACAAGCCACAAAUGUUGGAUCAUUAUGUUAUUUUUCUGGAAGGUGUUCUUUUAGCCUUAGUGAAGAAAUGCCAUUCUUAUACUAAUCUUUUUAUAGAAAUAAUGUCUCCCUGGAAUUCAGAGAAUACUGUAAGUGCCAUUCUUCCUUGACUAUCUGCAGGAGAGGAGUCAGAGCACCUUUGAUUCCAGGUGUUAUGAUGAGUAGCCUCUUAUUACAGAGCCAAAGAGCGAUGAAGCACUUUCCAGGGGAACCGUAUAUAAAGUCAGCUGCUUUUCUGAACAUGAUACCAACUGACCAAGAUACUGAAUUUCAAUUCACAGCCAGUAGUACCUCUGGCAACUGAAGCCAUGUAUAAUACUUCUGCCAUAUGAACUCUGUGGAAGGACUGAUUUUCACCAUUCUGGUGUCUCGUCAGCUGGAGGGGUGUCUGGGGUGGACAUUGGCUAUGAGAGAUGGGUAUCCAUUUUGAAUGCUGCUUAUUGUGGUUUUAAAGAUAAAGAAUACCUGGGAAAGAGAGAAAUUGCAUCCAGUUGAUAAAAUGCAAACACUUGGCUCUUAGACUGAGUGUUGGUGUAAAAACACAGAGGCUUUUCCAACAGCAUGUUCCAUUUCCAACAGUUCUGAACAUAAACAGGGAGAGAGGGGAGGAUGUUUUCUAGAAUCCCUUAGCAUAGUUCUGAUGAGUUUAGUACGAAAUACUCUUCCUUGCCUUUCUGAAUGAACAGGAGAAAGACUGGCAACUGUGAAUAAUCUGCAGGUCAGAAAUAAAUUCAUUUGCCACUCUAUUGUACAGCCUUAGCCAAAAUACGCCAGUAGUUCAACACAUCGAAAUAUUGGAGUAAGAAAAGGUGACUGGGUGGAGUUCAUCCGUUUUUAUGUUCUGCCUUGAGUGACAGCAGUAACCAUCUCUAACUCCAUGGAAGGUAGACUUUAUGAAAUGGAGUGCAGAAUUGGGCCCAUCAUAGGCACAGCCAUCAAUCUCGGUGCUGGUAAGGAAAACAAAGCAUUGUUAGAUGAUGGCUAUAUGUUAUCUUGGCGAAUUUGACCUCAGAGUGGUAAGAGUUGAAUCUAAUUGCCUGGCAAAAGCCACAGUAAAUAAAGGACAGAAACUGUACAGAUUUGUAAAUAUUGUGUUCUCUGACAUAUGCAUGACUUUAUGCUUUUAAUGCAUUCUAGACUAUGAAAUAACCUAGAAUUUCUGUUGUAAACUAUUUUUUACGCAGUAAUCUUUUAAAAAAAAACCACGAUGGAUUUCGCACUAAGCAACUUUAUGGAGACUGUUAACUCAACUAAAACAUACCGUCUGUAAUCUCAUGGAAAUAUGCUGAAAAAUAAACACAGGAACAUCCAUUAAAAAUUUUGUUUAACUGAAAGGUACAAGUACGUGUUACAGUUCCGUGUAGCAUCCUUCAAAAUGAAAAGUCAAUACUACUUGGCUCUGAACAUCUGAAAAUGAGACUCAAAAUCUUAUUACAAACAAAUUGUACAGGGAUCUUAUUUGAUACUUAGAAAUACUUGUUAUUCAUGAACCAGAAGAAAAUGUACAUUAACAUAAUGUUUUGGAGGUAUUUAAAUAAAAAUCAAAUCACAAAAAA
Molecule: messenger RNA, 4271 nt
Organism: Aquila chrysaetos chrysaetos
Lineage: Eukaryota; Metazoa; Chordata; Aves; Accipitriformes; Accipitridae
Gene: SUSD5
Product: sushi domain containing 5
Exons: 5
Coding region: 196-2058 (620 amino acids)
Biological process (GO): cell adhesion; Notch signaling pathway
Molecular function (GO): hyaluronic acid binding
Source: RefSeq, a predicted model, not a curated record